Musca domestica (house fly) is the source of this 464-nucleotide messenger RNA. RefSeq lists its product as uncharacterized. NCBI's taxonomy places the organism in Eukaryota, Metazoa, Arthropoda, Insecta, Diptera, Muscidae. The record is from RefSeq and is a predicted model, not a curated record. Gene Ontology annotation, cellular component: mitochondrial inner membrane. The transcript has 2 exons. Gene Ontology annotation, biological process: mitochondrial electron transport, NADH to ubiquinone; ATP synthesis coupled electron transport. Bases 119 to 415 code for a protein of 98 amino acids.
GCGGUGAAAUUCAGUGAGUUACUGGCAUCGGUGUGGUUGACGGUAUUUUCUCAGUUUAUACAAUUUGUCCUAUUUGCAAUUAGUUGAUUUGUUUCCACAUAUUUAGCGAUAUAUAAUCAUGGCUGCACGUCGUGACAUUGCUCCCUUCCUGCAACGUUUAAGGGCCUUUCUUUUGGGUCGGGAACACACAGUAGCGCUUCGCUUUGAAGAUGGUCUGGCUGAUCGCACCCAACCACCACCAGAAAUCCCUUACCCUGUACUGAGGUCUGAUUGUUACUAUCACGGAAGAGAUCCACGUCGCCUUGUAGCGCCACCAGUUGAUUUGGUAAAGGAACAGCUAAAGAUUGCUGGCGAUGCUAAACCGGCAGCCGCCAGUCGUUUGCCAACGCCAGGACAAUUUUAUAAAUGGGAUUAAUUUAGAUAAACGAAAUAAAAUAUUGUGAUCACAGUUUAUUGGAAAGUAA